Messenger RNA from Ramularia collo-cygni, 4401 nucleotides. RefSeq lists its product as uncharacterized. The record is from RefSeq and is a predicted model, not a curated record. The transcript is spliced from 4 exons. NCBI's taxonomy places the organism in Eukaryota, Fungi, Ascomycota, Dothideomycetes, Mycosphaerellales, Mycosphaerellaceae. The coding region runs from base 1 to 4401 and encodes 1466 amino acids.
AUGUCCAAUACUGGCUCGCCACUUGACGACCAUGAAAGGGAUCAGGGCUCCGUGUCACCUCCGAGCUCUCACCAUGCCUCGAGGUCCGCGACGCCAGAAAUAUCCUCGCCGGACAUCGCGUCGCGGAAUCUCUCUUCUCUCUCGUCUCUGCCAAGGUUGCGCUCCAGCUCUCUUCCUCCACCGGACAUGGACAUGGCCUUCAAACUUGCCUUCCAUCUGGCACCGGCGAGGAAUAGCAAUGUCGAUGCUGUGGACUUUGCACAGGUGCCCGCCGAAGUGGACUUACCGAACAAAAUCUUACGGCCACAGCAUCCUCCGGAUUCUUCCUCGCCGGAUGCAGUACCAAUAGCCUCGACAAAGGUCAACACUGACCAGGUCACGCCUGUGCGAGAGAUCGUUCGUCUCCUUCGCCUGCAAAAGGACCACCAACGUCAAUGCCGUCGAGCCGAGGACACCCUGUACCGUCUUCAGAUCGCUACCGCGCGGACCAGUCGUCUUGUGUGCGCAGCACGUUCGGCCCAACAUACUCUGGCUGAGUGCAUCAAGUCCGAGGACAAGGCCAGCUUUACUAACCUUCUUCACGCCUUUCACGAUGCCAGCGAAGAAUGUUUGGCACCGCAACCCGAGGUGGCCGCCGAACCUGCAGGUGCGGAUCAAUACUGUGCCCAUUCCUUCAUGGAUGGGAUAUCCACCGAUUCUAGAAGUUCCAUCCUGGAGCUACUCACCAAGAUCAGACACGAUGGCACCUUUCUUGCUGACCGACUAGAUGCCCUCUCGCAGAAGGAGUUAGUAGAUUUGAUUCCGGAUCGUGGUGCUUCCCGGCAAAGCGAAUCGAUGUUUGGAUCGUCAGUCCGUUGGAGUUCUCGCGCUUCCAGGUCGUUGGGUUUCGUUGUGGACGCGCAUGUAGACAUGGUCUCGUCUUACUCAUACGGCAGUGCACUGGAAACCCUGAUGUUUUGUACCUGGGGACUGACCACUUCCCGGCGUCUCGAGCAUGAGCGCUCGACUAGCAUUUGGGCUACUGUAUGUGCCCAAUUGCUAUCCAAGCAGAAACCAGGAUGCGAGAAGCUUAUCCCGGCGGUGUUGGAUGUUUGGGCGUUCUCCCUCCCAUGGCCAGCCAAGGAACGCCUUGAACUGUGGAUGUUGCAGACCCUCCAAGAAGGUUGCUUCCUACUUGAUCAGCCCAGCAAACAAACCUUUAGGGCUCGAGUUGAGGGACGGCCGGAAAUACCACUGGAGGAUGUGCUCCGGGCGGAAGCGUUCUACGCACAGGCCGUUGACUCCCUUCUCGAUCUUUUGGGUGAUCAAUCGGGCCCCAGUCUGAUUCCACCAGGUGCACUUACGAUGGGCCGCACCAUUUGGGAAAAGCUUGCAGACUCUCCCGGACACCAGCAAAGUUUACCACAAUUCAUCGUCACGCGCUGGCUUUGUUCGUCAUUCCUGGCCGACGCUCUCACACUUUCCGAGGCACAUGGUUCUCUAACUGACCACUACGUCCCGGAAAUCUCGCGUCAACGAAUACUUCGCAAAAUUGCAGAAAGAACGCAAAAGGCUGUGUAUGAGGUGGCCUACUCAUGGAAACACGGCAGUAAGGCCUCUACAGAAGUGACGCAGCGCGUCAACACCAUCAUGGCACUCUUGCAGCCAGUAACAUUCCAGCGCGGCAGCCCGAACUCUUACUUUCCCAACGUUGACCAUACGGAUUCUAGGAGGCCAGGAGAAGACUUUGUGGUAGUCUCUGCCAAGGAUGUUGUAGUAUCGAUCAACGCUCUGUACCCUCAAAGGAGGCCUGCUUCCGUUUCCUCGGACUACGGAAGUGUCACAUCUGGCUUGCAAUCAUCCGCAUCAUCCGUGUCUGGAUUCUCGCUCUUCCGCAAUGCACAUUCCGCGGAGACUUAUUCUAACCUAUUUACCCCAUGGUCGAGCGAAAUGCAGUCGCCGGGUGCCGCAAGCGAUCCCCUCGACUUGGAACAGUCAUCAGAUGCUCAACCGCUACACGAAGCCUGCUUAGAGCUUGAACAAUUUGACCAGCAUGGAUCCCCGGGUCGUUGGACUGUGCUGGCAGCUCCACCAAACUCUGCUAUUCUGACCACCAUGGAGGAGCGUUUCUCUCAAGUUAGCUCCACGGAUAACGCCACAGCACACCAGCAUUCACCAAUUCCCGAUGCACAACCUCGAGACCACAAUUCUUCUCUGAGCGUUGUCGAGCAACUACUCGGAAGCUUGGAGAUUGCCGCAGUCGACAGCUCGCUAUCUGUACUUGUCCCAGGAGAGCAUGUUUCCGAUGCGUGGUCGCAGCUGCGCGGAUUCUUCGAGGAUGCCAUGACGGAUUGCGAUUCGCAUUCGGACUUUGUUGGCGCUCACUUUUGGUUUCACCAAUUCCAGAAGCUACACGAGGAGGUUUCUCGAUCAGAGAAUAUGUCAGUGCUGAAAUCUUUGAUCCAGGAGCUCCAGGUAUCUGCGGAGAGCUCCAUUCGUCGCUCGCUGGUCAUUGAACAAGCCUGCGGGAAGUGGUUAAGACUGCUGAAGUCCUCUACACAGUUGCGAAGCGAACAUUUAGCCCCAUUGACUGAGGCCAACGAGCGUCUACGUGACAAGAUGUGGUAUGUUGCGGAUGUGCGAACUUCCGCUGCCUACGAUGAGGCUCGAUCGGUUGCAGCUGCCUUGCGUAUCAUGGGCAGGCCGAAGAGACCAUCACGCACACGGAUGACUCCACCUUUGCGGCAUUGGAGUGGCACCAAGCUGGCAAGCACGAGUGUACAGCUGAAGUCGGAAGCUCAAAUACUUGAGCUAUUGAGCGCGAGGCCGGAGCACGGAGGUCCCAACAAGCUGAGUGACGAGCAAUCCAGGAUUACCGCCGCUUGGCUCGAGAGGCAGAACAUUGACAACCUUUGCAAAGGCGAAGAGCGCCUUCACAAAUUCUGCAUGGAAGUGAAGCGAUGCAUUGAAUCUAUCAUAAAUGCACCUGCGGAGUCAUCCACCAUAUCUUCGAACGCUCUCUUUUCUCGAGAAGGAUCGUCAUGGCAAGGUCGCCGAACGCAGUACGGACAGGCCACACUGGCAGGUCUCUACGGAAGUGCUGGCCAAGCUAGGCUACUUUCAUUGCAGCCUCAUUUGCGUAGUUCAGAUGCGUUGUCAGGGAGCUCUCGUGCACUGUCCAGUGUGAGCUCCCGCGAUUAUCUCGAAACCAGGAGCCCAACGCUGACGAACAAGUCAUCCAUGCCAUUUUGGUCUCCCGCAAUGACAGAGGCGGAAUCGCCAUCGAGUACUACAAGUAUCGGCACUUCGCUGAAGCAAUCCGCAAUGGAGUCGUUCCAAAAUAAGCGAGGCGAUGCGCCAAUGGCGACGCAGCGACCGGCUCUUGAUAGAUUGCGUGAACGCCUGACUGGGCUUUUGCUCAGUGAUCUUACCUCCAGCCUGUACAACGAAGGCAGCGAGACUGACGUUGCAUUUUGGACCGGCCUUGGGUCAGAUCUGGUCAACAGACAUUUCCGGAAUGUGAGAGCAUACCAGUGGAACGUUGGAGAGCGGAAACCAUCGAUGCCUUCAGCAAUUCAUUUGCCAACGUCGAUGGCUCCGUUCAGCUUUGAUGGUGCGUUCCAUCGUUUGCUACAGAAGUUCUCUAGGGUCUGCAACCCCUCUGUGAAGCUGAGCUGUCUGUACGAUAUUGACAGGCUACUGAUCCCGUACAUGGCUCAGCGGGGCGGUGAUGGCCACGCAUUGUCGGCUGUCUCGCCAACAAAGGAUACUUCGAGCGAGAUCAGUGUCCGCGGGUUUCGUGAUCUCUUCUCGCAACACUCGCUCCGCCCUUCCACCAUCUUCAGAGACAUGCAGUACAUUGCUGCGCUACUCCCUUCUUCGACGCUACAAGACACCGCUCAAGGCAAAGCCUUUUGCAAUGCAGCAGUAGCAAUUUCGGGUCUUAAACGGGACGCAAGACUAGUCAUGGUAGAGACGGCUGACAGCAUCAUCGCGUAUCAUUCUAACAAUCGAGGCCAUGGGCGAUCGCCAUCCACGGCGCAGCAGCAACGAGAUUCUGCGAUAUUCACAACGCCUAGCCGCACUUCAUCUGCCGAAGACAUUGCCCGCUACAGCAUGGCAGACGCUGCAUAUCUCCUCCAGAUCACGGCCAAAGAGGGAGAUCACGUAGCGCAGCGUGAACUUGCUACACUCUAUUUGACGCAUCCUGAGCUUAUGGACCGAAUCAUUGCACCAUUUGCAAGACCGAAAGAAGUAUUUCGGGAGGAGCUGGAGGCCAGAUGGCGAAAGAAUCAAGACCCUAAUMGAUGCGAUCCGACGACCAUGUGUGUUGCUCAUCAUUGGAUGAAUCUCAGCAGUAAAGGCGGUGACUCCUUGGCGAAGGAGUAUCUCAGGCAACGAGAGGAGAUGGACAGUUUUUGA